AUUUUGGGGAUGAUGUUGAGACAAGCUGGAAUCAGCCUCCAAGGAACUACGGUGGCAUUGGAACCAACGUCCCAGGAUGUCUAGAAAUCCUACAGGUUCAACAAGGAGGAGAUCUUCCUCCUCAGGAUUACAAGAGCAACACAAUCUUAAUCACCCACAGCUGUUUACUGAUAAUGGUGUAGCUCCGGAUAUACAGCAAACUAUUGAUCCAUUAAUGGAUUAUAAUUUUGCACCUAAUCAUGAGAACGAGGGCCCUUCAUCCUCGACGGGGAACAAAGGAUGGAGUAGGAAUUUAAAAGGAAUAUGCCCUCCAGAAAAUAGAGAGAGCAGGAAAUGGGUUAAACUCACUAAUGAUAAUGAUAAGCUCCAGUUUGCUGAUCCAAACAUCCCUCGGGCUAUCACUUCAUUAUGGAAGUCACGUUUUGAUGGCAUGGAUGAGAAGUUGAAAUGGAACAAGAACUCAGCCUAUGUCCCAUGUUGGAUCCCAACUCAUAUAUGGCCUCAGCUGCUGACAUAUUGGGACUCUGAUGAAUAUAAGAGGCUCAGUGCAAGGGGAGCAAAGAAUAGGAGCUCUGGGGAAAGGGUGACUCACACCACUGGGUUCAUUAGCUUUGGCAUCCAUGAGAUGCGGAUGACUAAGUCUAGAGGUGAAGCUCAGAAUAAUCUGAACCAGACAAUCGCACAGUCUGUUGCAGCAGCUCUAGCCGCUCAUGGCAUCUCCCCUCAGGUAGGUCAUCAUCCAGUUGCCCCACCACAGCCGUCACAUGGUCCUUGCUCAAGUCUUCACAUGAAUUCAACUUUCACCUACUCCACUGAUUCUACACAAACCUUUCCUAUGGUUCCUAAAUAUCAGCAGCAACGACAGUUUCCUCCUUAAGAUGAUGAUGCAUACCAUCCUACUUUUGAUCCAGACUAUCAGGGUCCUUAUGUUUUUUAUUUUUUUGCUACGCACAUUAUCUGCACACUUUGCAUGGUUGGCUUUAUUUCUGUUAGUACUUUAAAUUGUUAGCUUUAGUUUUUCAUUACGAUAUAUUUUCUUAUUUUGCUUGACCUCCAGUGAUCAUACUUCAAAAGGUAUGAAGUUUUGGACUGCUUUGGAGGUUAAUUAUUACUAACUAAAUAUCGUGGGUAUUUAAGACAAUGGUAUGUGAUUGCCAUAUAUACUUUGUGGUUGUUGUUGUAGUUGUGGUUGUGGUUAUGGUUAUGGUUAUGGUUGAAAAGGUAUAAUUGUUUUUAGCAUACUAGACUUGUAGAAUAUAUGUGUUUCUCAUUG
This is a messenger RNA of Rubroshorea leprosula, 1273 nucleotides long. NCBI's taxonomy places the organism in Eukaryota, Viridiplantae, Streptophyta, Magnoliopsida, Malvales, Dipterocarpaceae. The record is from the annotation of a GenBank genome assembly.